Eurytemora carolleeae is the source of this 2428-nucleotide messenger RNA. It is a transcript of the gene Mfe2, whose product is annotated as peroxisomal multifunctional enzyme type 2. The record is from RefSeq and is a predicted model, not a curated record. Lineage: Eukaryota; Metazoa; Arthropoda; Copepoda; Calanoida; Temoridae. The transcript is spliced from 7 exons. The coding region runs from base 16 to 2109 and encodes 697 amino acids. Gene Ontology annotation, molecular function: oxidoreductase activity.
UGCAAGUAUUGAUACAUGAAGAUUCGGGUUGAUGGCACAAGUGAAUUGGUUAAACCAUAUAGCGGCACUGUCAGGCAGUUCCAGCAAGGAUCAGGCACUGUCGGUCAAGGAUCAGGCAUUGACAAGCAGUUUUAUCAAGAAUCAAGACUAUUUCUUUGUAGAACAAGUCCUUUUAAAAAUCAUCUAGUUUCUUCAAUACAUUCAGGACAAGGAGGAGAUAGGUUUAUUUACAAACCUUACAAGUACCCAGAGAAAUACAGAGAAAUUAUUCAAGACGCAUCAGAGAAAAGGAUGUCGGUCAGGUUUGAUGGAAGGGUUGCUCUGGUCACAGGGGCAGGAGGAGGUUUGGGAAGAUCAUAUGCACUGUUGUUGGCUCAACGAGGAGCUAAGGUCGUCGUUAAUGAUCUUGGAGGAUCAAAAUCAGGAGGUGGAGGAGAUAGUAGAGCAGCUGAUCUUGUUGUCCAGGAGAUCAGAGCAUCAGGAGGAGAAGCUGUACCUAACUACGAUAGUGUAGAGGAGGGGGAGAAAUUGGUUCAAUCCGCGCUCAACGUGUACGGACGGAUAGAUAUUGUUAUCAACAACGCGGGUAUUCUCAGGGAUAAAUCCUUUGCAAGGUUGUCGGAGCAAGAUUGGGAUCUGGUCCAUAGGGUUCAUCUACGGGGAGCUUUUAAAGUUUCUCAGGCAGCCUGGCCACAUAUGAAGAAAAUCAACUUUGGUCGAAUUAUCAUGACAUCAUCAGUUGCGGGGAUCUUUGGUAACUUUGGUCAGGCAAACUACAGCGCAGCUAAACUUGGUUUGGUUGGGUUAUCCAAUACUUUAGCAGAGGAAGGAGCAAGGUUCGGUAUUCAUUCAAAUGUAAUAAUUCCCAUGGCAGCCUCUAGACUAACCCAGGAUAUCCUUCCUCCGGAGGUUUUUGAUGCAUUGUCUCCGGAUCAUAUUGCUCCUAUUGUGGCUUGGCUCUGUCAUGAGGAUUGUGAGGAGAAUGGAAGUAUAGUUGAGGCAGCAGGAGGUUGGGCAGGUAGAUACAGGUGGCAGAGAAGUAAAGGAAUAGUUCUAACUGAUCAGAGAACUAAGAUGGUUUCACUAGAGAACGUGAAGGAUGGAUGGGAGAAGGUUAUUGAUAUGUCGGAGCAUGAGUAUCCGGAUUCAACACAAGGGGCUACUAUGGAUGUUGUUGCCAGGAUUCAAGAAUCUAUGAGUUCUGAUCCUGGGCACAGCUCUGACGAAGUUUCUCCGCUAAGUGCGGUUGGAUAUACAUCUAAACCUGUUCCGUUCUCAUAUAAUUUUAAGGAUUUGAUAAUAUACGCUCUAGGGGUGGGAGUAUCCACCAAGGAUAAGCAUGGUUUAAGAUAUUUAUAUGAAAAUGAUGAAAUGUUCUCUGCUUUGCCAACCUUCGGAGUUAUCCCUGCUAUGAGCGGACUAGAAGAUCUUGUGUCGGGAAAUAUUCCAGGAUUAGAUUUUCAUCUUGCAAACGUUCUGCACGGAGAACAGUACAUGGAGAUUUUAAAACCAAUCCCAACCUCAGGACGACUUGAAAACAUAUUCCGGAUUCAGGAUGUGUUGGACAAGGGAUCAGGUAUGGUUCUGCUUAUAGAAGUAGAAACAAGGGAUGAGAAUAACGAGCUUCUCAUGCGAAAUCAGAACUCAAUCUUUGUAAAAGGAAGCGGAGGGUUUAAUGGUCCAAGGAAUUCCAAACACCUGACUCCGGUUUCAACUCCUCCAUCCCGCUCUCCAGAUAAAACCCUAAAACACAAAACCACCGUUGAUCAAGCUGCUCUGUAUCGUCUGUCUGGUGACCUGAACCCUCUCCACAUAGAUCCUGCAUUCUCUGCUAUAGGAGGAUUCUCGUCUCCAAUCCUUCACGGUCUCUGCACCUACGGGAUCGCUGUGCGACAUGUGAUAGACGGGUUCUGUGCUGGCGAUCCUGGAGCUGUGAGAGAGAUCAAGGCAAGGUUUUCUAAACCCGUUCUUCCAGGACAAACUGUGAUUACAGAGAUGUGGAAGGACGCAGACAAAGUUCUCUUCUCCUGCCAGGUUCAGGAGACAGGGGAGAAGUGUCUGACAGGAGGUUGGAUUCGGAUUCAAGGUUUCAAUAAUAGUAAAUUGUAAAUAUUCAAUUCAAAAAAAUGUCUUCAUAUAUAUUCAAAAUUCUAGCCGUGAUAAAAGACAUUUUUUGUAUUUAAUUGUAAGAUUUGCUUUAUAUGUAUUUUAUUUUUUCAAAAUAUGUGUCUGGGUCAAAUUUUCUCUGUAUCUCGACAAAGAAAAGAUAAAUAGUAAAGAGAGGAUUUAGUAAUUCCAGCUCUUCCGUGUGUUUCUAAAUGUACUUUUUUACAUUUUACCCAGAUAUCGGAUAACGGGAGGUUACAUAAACAUAUCUUUUGUUUAUAUUGUUGAUUAUUUAAAAAUAAAUGAACAAAUUUGUUAUCUA